CAGGUCAGUAUUUAAGUCUAAAACUUUCGUUGUCAACUCGACAGCUGUUUUGAUGUCAGUGGCAGUUGAUUCGUAUUCGUUUGCAUCGUUUACGUUUUUCCUGCUAUAACAACACUCAUAAGUGCAGUGCAAGCGCAGAUAACACCACACAAUGCACAUUAAACUCAGAAUGCGUGCAUAAACGAGCAAGCACUGCUUCCAAUCCAAAUCGCGCGCAGCGAGACAAAAUUCGUCGUAGUUAACCCUAAACAAUGUUCAACAGACUCAAAAAAGUGGUUUCUGGGGCGGUGGAAGGCUUCGAAGAUGCUUGCAAUGUACACAUACAACCGAUGAUUCAAGGCACCAAUCAUCUACCACAUAAACAUGAAUAUUCUCGUCCUGCGUUUCUGCACACAUCAAAUGAGGCUCUAUCAGUUGCUAAGGAUAAGAAAGUCCGGUUGAUUUUGUCAACAAGUGGGGCUCAAAACUCACUGGAGAACAAUGCAGCUUAUGCAGAAUGUAUCAAUGCUGGAAAAUCAACUUAUAAUGAGGAUAUGGCUCAAGUGUAUAAAGGCACACUAAGGUGUGAGAAGUCACAAGGAAAAGAUGACCUACACUAUUCAUACUAUGCAAUAUUUGAUGGGCAUGCUGGGUUUGGAGCUGCCUUGGAUGCCAGCAAACAAUUACAUCAUAUUUUACAUCAAAAAUUAGUAGACGCUCAAGAUUACAUCCUUGCCGCCAUCAACAUUGAAAACACCUCGAAGUACAUCAAUGACCCCAACAAAAAAACCGUCAGCGUACGAGAUUUAAUCAUCGGCUGCUUGGAAACCUCUUUCUGUGAAAUGGACGAAGUGAUCAAGGAAAGUAGGUACAACUAUUACAAUCCAGGCGGGUGCACUGCUCUCGUUGCAUUGAUAAUCUCAGGAGACUUGUACGUCGCCAACGCUGGCGAUUGCCGUGCUGGAAUUGUCAAUGGCGACACUUUUGUUCCAAUGAGCAAUGAUUUUUCUCCAUACUACGAUAAAACCAGAAUCUACGAGACGGCAGCUUCAAAUACCGCGUUGUUAGGCGAUUUUUACACAGUUCGAGAAUUCCUAGAGAAGCCAGGAAAACACGACCUAGGUAAAAAUGUUCUGUACAAAGAUCCUUACAUGUCUGGAUGGUCACUGAAGACACUAACAUCUGAAGACUUACUUUUACCGCUUGUAAUGGGUGUAGGCAGACGUAGUCGAAUAAUGGGCACGAUUGGCGUGGCGAGAGGUUUUGGCGAUUUUGACCUAACCGCAAAUCUUUGUAAACUCCCCAUAAAACCUUUACUUUCCUGUGUACCCGAAGUAAAAGUCCAUUCACUGGCUGAACUGGAAGAUGACGCCGUCUUUGUCAUGGGUAGUGAUGGAAUGUGGGACGCCAUGGACGUAAACGAUGUGCUAGCUGUGUGUAAACAACAACGUGAGAAUCACUCGGUUGAUGCACGCAAUGCGCAUGUUUAUACGGCUUUGUCAUUGGUUGGCAACGCGCGAGGCAAACGCGACAAUGCGUCGGGGAUGUGGCUGCUCAAGAAUCAAUCCACGGCAUCCAUGGAUGACAUAACCGUGUUUGUGGUCCCUUUGGGCGCUGGGAGUAUGAUGCAAAUUGAGGAGAAAAGCGAAGCGAACGGAUCUACAGCUUCGGAUGAGUCAAUGUCGGAUACAACACAUCCGCUGUCGCUCAGUUCUUCCUCGAAUGAGUUGAUUGAUAUUGACGGGCAGGAGGUGACGCCGUUGACGUUGUUGUAAUCUCAAUGAGAUUGGGUCAAAGUUAGGAAAUUUGCUUUUGUUUUCAUCGUAGCUUUUGCAAUUUUCGAUUCCAGUCCAGAAUUUGUUCAAAACUUGGAUUUUUAACUUUUUAUUUCCACCGGUGCUGCAUUUUAAAAAUAUUUCUGCACAAAGUUUUAGUUGAGUUGGUUUAUACCAAUUCAUCUAUGCAGUAAGUAAUUGUACUUAAAAUCAAAUGAAAUUAUUUGCGUUUAACUUUAUUUUUAAUUUUCUAGAAGUGCAAUUUAUUUUAUUUAUCUUUUCAUUUGUGCUACUCAUUAUUGUAUUUAUUCAAAGCUUUUAAAGUUUUAUCCGUCUGUAAAGUGAUAUCAUUCCACAGAGACUUUAAGUAUUACUAUAAAUUUUAUUCCUUUCGAUUUUUUCCUCCUAUUUUAUACUCUUAUCACAUAGAACAAUUAGUAGCGUAGGUUAAUUAUGUACGAUUAGAAAAAUACCUUGUAUAGGAAAACAAAUGACGCGAGCGCCAGCUAAAUCAUGUGCAAAUACAUUAUACCUCAACACACGUUUGAAAAACAAAACAAAAAAAAAAUAAACGUUUAUCUAGAAAACCUAAAACAAAUGAUUUCCCACAGGGGUUUCGUUUGAUUUGAUGACUAAACACGAUAGAUAUUCUUGUAAAUUCGCAAUGUACAUGUUUAAGUACAUAAUAUUUGUAUAUUUUCUAGAAUAAGAUAAACUCGGCGAGAUUAAUGAGAUAACGGUGAAAUAUUUAACGAUGGAACCUUGUAUUUUGAUAAUUCACGCAUGAAAUAUGAAAAUUGACUAACUGUUGUGGUAAACUUCUUCAUUUUAAGCCUGAUCAUUAAAGUAUUUAUUAACGAA
Messenger RNA from Dalotia coriaria, 2615 nucleotides. RefSeq names its product protein phosphatase 1J. Gene Ontology annotation, molecular function: protein serine/threonine phosphatase activity; cation binding. Gene Ontology annotation, biological process: protein dephosphorylation. Lineage: Eukaryota; Metazoa; Arthropoda; Insecta; Coleoptera; Staphylinidae. The transcript is spliced from 2 exons. The record is from RefSeq and is a predicted model, not a curated record. The coding region runs from base 252 to 1754 and encodes 500 amino acids.